GAUGGGGUUAGUUUCCGGUAGCCCCGCACCACUUCGCUCUGUUUACCUCCAUUUUGGUAGCUGCUAACGUAGCUAGCUAGUUGAGAAGAAAACCCGCAGAGGAAAAAACAUUGAAAACUAAAAGCAUCUGCUUCAUUUUUAGAAGAUCCAGACAGGAUGAGGAAGAGGACGAGAGAGCUUGAAGACGGGUCACCUGACUCUGACCAGCCAACCAAGAUGUUCUCCAAGUAUGAGGUCCAAGGUCUGCUCCAGCAGGAAGUGCAUAGUGCCAUGAAACAGUCUGAAUCCAAGAUGGAGUCUCUACUAGAGAGGGUCCAGCUCCUGGAAUGUGAACCCAAAUAUGACCUCGCCAUACGCAAACUGGAGGCUCACAUCAAGAAGGUGAAGAGGAGAGGGGAUGCAGCCAUCUCUUACGUCAGGAUGCUGGGGACCCCAGGAGGCACACUGACACACAAUCAGAGGAUGCUGGGUUCUGGUUCUGUGGAUCUGACUGAGACGGAGACUGAGAGAGGACUGAGUUCUGUGGACAUUAACAGGUCAGAUUCUGAUGAGGAGGACAGGAAGAAGAAGAGUGUAGAUGGCUUCUGGCAGAAAAUGAUGUCCAAUAAGAAGGCCCCAGACAGGAAGACUGAAAUGGAGAGGAAUGGAGAGAAACACAGCAGCCCUCCUCCUACCUCUCCUCCUCUCUCUCCCGUUCUCUUUCCUCAAGUACCGAAGGUAGAGGCUUCAGCAGUACCUGUGACCGGACCACCAGUCAUGUCUCCAGCUCCUGAAGUUCCAGUUAAAACGGAGAGCGCGGUGAAGAUGGAAAACUCUGUUAAGACGGAGGACUCCUCCUCUUCCUCUCCUCCCGUCUCCCCUCGUCUUCCUGUUGCUCUCCGUGUUCCUCCCACUCAGAGUGAGCUGCUGUUCCGUCUCCCUCCUCUCCCCCCGACCCCCCUCCCCCCCUCCCUCCCCCUCGAGGCAGCCUCCCACUCCAUCCCCCAGAAGCCCCUAGUGCACCUGGCCCGUAUCCGAAACCCUUCCCCCUGUCUGGUCAUCCACUGGAGGGUCACUGAGGAAGACCCCGCAGCGCCAGACAUGGACAGUUACAGUAUCUACAUCUCUCAGGACUCCUACCCCUCCUGGAGGAAUGUGGGUGUGGUCAAGGCCCUGGCCCUGCCCAUGGCUGUCACGGUAACCAAGUACCAAUCGGGUACCACCAACGUCAUCGUGGUCGGCAAGGACCGGUAUGGUCGCUAUGGACCCUACAGCGACGUACAGACUGUGGUCCUGGCAUAGAUAGAUACGUGUUGGGGUUCUGUCCAUCUAGAUUGAAGGCCGCUCUGGCCCCCGAGGUGAGAGGUGAAAGGUUACUGUCUUUAACCCCCUGAGAUCUAGUGGUCGCUAGAGUCGGCUGUUCUCUCUGCUACAUCUAAAAGGGGAGCCCGGAAACGGUGUUUUAUGUGUUUUCAAUAGCAUUACCAAUCCAAUGAAGGAUCCACUACAACCGGGCCGAGCGUCUGCAGGGUUUUCGCUCCACCCUUGUCUUGAUUGAUGCUUUAAGGUCACUAAUUAGUUAGGAACCUGAAUAUACAGACAUAGUGAUACAGAUUUUGUACAUUUUAGUCAUUUAGCAGACGCUCUUAUCCAGAGCGACUUACAGUUAGUGAGUGCAUACAUUUUCAUACUGCCCUGGGAAACGAACCCACAACCCUCGGGUUGCAUGCGCAAUGCUCUACCAAUUGAGCUGCAGAUUUGUCCUAGUUGAGUCAACUGUGUUAGCGAUGUUUUGUAGAUCUGUCCUAGUGGAGUCAACUGUGUUAGUGAUGUUUUGUAGAUCUGUCUAGGUGGAGUCAACUGUGUUAGUGAUGUUUUGUAGAUUUGUCCUAGUGGAGUCAACUGUGUUAGCGAUGUUUUGUAGAUCUGUCCUAGUGGAGUCAACUGUGUUAGCGAUGUUUGGUAGAUCUGUCCUAGUGGAGUCAACUGUGUUAGUGAUGUUUUGUAGAUCUGUCCUAGUGGAGUCAACUGUGUUAGCGAUGUUUUGUAGAUCUGUCCUAGUGGAGUCAACUGUGUUAGCGAUGUUUUGUAGAUCUGUCCUAGUGGAGUCAACUGUGUUAGCGAUGUUUUGUAGAUCUGUCCUAGUGGAGUCAACUGUGUUAGCGAUGUUUUGUAGAUCUGUCCUAGUGGAGUCAACUGUGUUAGCGAUGUUUUGUAGAUCUGUCCUAGUGGAGUCAACUGUGUUAGCGAUGUUUUGUAGAUCUGUCCUAGUGGAGUCAACUGUGUUAGCGAUGUUUUGUAGAUCUGUCCUAGUGGAGUCAACUGUGUUAGCGAUGUUUUGUAGAUCUGUCCUAGUGGAGUCAACUGUGUUAGCGAUGUUUUGUAGAUCUGUCCUAGUGGAGUCAACUGUGUUAGCGAUGUUUUGUAGAUCUGUCCUAGUGGAGUCAACUGUGUUAGCGAUGUUUUGUAGAUCUGUCCUAGUGGAGUCAACUGUGUUAGCGAUGUUUUGUAGAUCUGUCCUAGUGGAGUCAACUGUGUUAGCGAUGUUUUGUAGAUCUGUCCUAGUGGAGUCAACUGUGUUAGCGAUGUUUUGUAGAUCUGUCCUAGUGGAGUCAACUGUGUUAGCGAUGUUUUGUAGAUCUGUCCUAGUGGAGUCAACUGUGUUAGCGAUGUUUUGUAGAUCUGUCCUAGUGGAGUCAACUGUGUUAGCGAUGUUUUGUAGAUCUGUCCUAGUGGAGUCAACUGUGUUAGCGAUGUUUUGUAGAUCUGUCCUAGUGGAGUCAACUGUGUUAGCGAUGUUUUGUAGAUCUGUCCUAGUGGAGUCAACUGUGUUAGCGAUGUUUUGUAGAUCUGUCCUAGUGGAGUCAACUGUGUUAGCGAUGUUUUGUAGAUCUGUCCUAGUGGAGUCAACUGUGUUAGUGAUGUUGGUCAUGACUACCAGUCACACCUGUCUUCAGGGAUAUGACCCUUUCCACUGUUAGAUCUUGUUUCAUCACUUUCAUUCUUAAAGGUUUUACCUCUGUUGUAAUAAUAAAAACAUCUCAACGUUUCCUAA
This is a messenger RNA of Coregonus clupeaformis (lake whitefish), 3034 nucleotides long. It is a transcript of the gene atf7ip2, whose product is annotated as activating transcription factor 7 interacting protein 2. Gene Ontology annotation, cellular component: transcription regulator complex; nucleus. The record is from RefSeq and is a predicted model, not a curated record. Gene Ontology annotation, molecular function: transcription coregulator activity; protein binding. Lineage: Eukaryota; Metazoa; Chordata; Actinopteri; Salmoniformes; Salmonidae. Gene Ontology annotation, biological process: regulation of DNA-templated transcription. Bases 157 to 1281 code for a protein of 374 amino acids. The transcript is spliced from 9 exons.